CCGCUGCGGUUCUGGUGGAAGCUCACCUGUAGCUGAUGAGCUAGAACUUUCUGCUGCGUUUUUUUGUUGACAUGCUAGCCCAGGUUUGGUCGGACUUUGAGCAGAGUUUUCGGGCCAAGCUCCAGACGUUGACGUUAUGGUGGAAGGCUGCCUUUCCCAUAUCUGUGCCGCCCUCCAUGGCUGCUGACGACUACAACCCUGUCUCCCUGCGGCACAAGUCCAAGAGGAAGAGUCGAGGAGGAAAUGGAACGAUGAGCAGAAGACGGAUCUCAGUCAAAGAGCUGGGUCAGCCUGACCACCAGGGCUGGCUGUACAGGAAGAAGGAGAGUAAAGGAUUUCUGGGAAUUAAAUGGAAGAAGUACUGGUUUGUCCUGAAGAAGACUGCGCUCUACUGGUACACCAACCAGCUGGCAGAGAAGGCCGAGGGUUACAUCGACCUCAGCAACUUCAUGAUCGACAGAGCCAUCGAGUGCAAGAAGAAACAUGCGUUCAAAGCCUGCCACCCACACGUCAUGAUGUUCUACUUUGCUGCCGAGUCCCACGAGGAGAUGAACCUGUGGUUGAAUAAACUGGGAUUAGCCUCUAUCCAUUAUAAGCCAGCUCAACAAAACACUGCAGCAGAAUGUUACAGUGAAGCCAGUGACCAUGAGGAGACCGAGAGCACGGAGAUCCCGCCUCCACCCUACUCUGAACAGAGCCUGCGGAGCUCAGUGGAAACAUCUGUGACUCCCGGCAGCACAAAUCAGGGCACUCUUCCUCCUCCCUAUUCCUCUACAGCGCCCAGUGAAGCAAACGGUUCCCUGUCAUCACCAGUCAGUACCAUGACGUCACAGAGCUCCUCCUCUUCUCUGGCCAAGCAGCGGCAGUCGUGGCUCGACCUGGUCUCACGAGCUUCGCCCUCUGCUGGGGAAACAGCUGUGGUGUGUUCAGUUCAAAUACACUCACAUCAGCCUCCUCCAGAGGAGCAGGAGCAGGAGGAGGAGGAGGAGGUGGUGAGGGAGGAAUCUUCAGUCUUGGAGAGUUCUGGACCCCAGGACUCAGGAGGGACUGGGUCUAAUGAGAGGAGCGCUGUGGCAGUCGGGGAGACACCUAGUGGUGGUUCAGGGUCUCAAAGUGAAGACCCUGGAAGCUGCUCAGAUGAGAUGGAGAUGCUGUACAUCCAUCUGAAAGCGGCCAGUCUGUCGCCCAUCGGAGAUCGAAAACCCUCCACCAAAAGAGAAUUCCGAGCCUCUUUUGUAAAACGCUGUAAAAACCAUGCUGUCAAUGACAAACUCCACCUUAUACGGACACUCAAUAGCACAUUAAAGUCAAAGGAAGCGGACCUUCAGGCCAUUGAGCAGGUGCUGUCGGAACAGGAGCUAACGUCACACAAGUUCAAGGAGUGGAAGGAGGCCAAUGCACCUUUGGUGCAAGAGAUCUGUGUGAAGCAGGUCCAGCAGGGGGCGCAAGAGGACAAACGAGCUGCAGCAUCAGUCAGUGCUGCUCCAGUGGUGGAGACUAGUUUAUGAAGUUUUUUUUAAUUUAUUUUUUUAAUCAGCACACACACACACACACACACACACACCUGUACUGAUGUUUAUUUUUGCUGAAACUACUGUCCCUCGUCAGUGAGCUGCUGUUCUACCACACAGCAUGGAACUGGAUCAAUGAAGAAUUGUGUUUCUAGAGCCUUAAACGGAGAUGUUUUAUUGAUUACAGGUCACAUUUUAAGGUGACGUGACGUUUAGUAUUAUGUCAAUAGCAAAUGUCGCUGUUGUUUUUACAGCGUUUUUUUUUUUUUUUGCGUACUCCGGUUUUUAUUAUUUUGAAUGAUGGAGGUCGUUGGAAUAAUGAAUCCAUUGUUCACUGCAUUAAAAAACACUGUUGUUGUUUUGUUUUUAGUUUUUAUUUCAGUGGUGAACACAUUUUUAAAUCUGUUUUUAUGUCUCUUUACUGGUGCCAUGCACCGUCACUGCAUGUUACACUUUUGACAGAAACUGUUGUGAAUAAAUGGUUCUUUGUUGACUUUGGUUUUAUUUACAGACUGCACAUCUUUAUCUUUGACAGGCAAACUGAUAUGUUCAAGAUAAGUUCGGACCGACUGUUGGGGAACAGUUUUACAAACCUACAGUACUGCAGUCUGGGUGCAGACAAGCUGCACACAACAAUGUAUUUUUCUAAAUAACUUUCAUCAGAUGUGCAUGUUAAGUAUUAACUACUGUUUAUGUAAAUACAACAUGAAUGUUUGAUGUUCAUUUUCUUGGAGGUUUUAACUGUAAUAAAUGCUUGUUUGUAUACAGGAAUUAAAAAAAAAAUUCUCAAGAGAA
Cynoglossus semilaevis (tongue sole) is the source of this 2306-nucleotide messenger RNA. Its product is annotated as interactor protein for cytohesin exchange factors 1. Bases 72 to 1508 code for a protein of 478 amino acids. The record is from RefSeq and is a predicted model, not a curated record. The transcript has 11 exons. Lineage: Eukaryota; Metazoa; Chordata; Actinopteri; Pleuronectiformes; Cynoglossidae.